UAACAGUCCCGGUACCUGCACAGUUUCUAGAGGAGUUGCAAACGCAGCAGGAUGCAAGCCCGACUUGGAGUGGAGAUGUUGGCCGUGCUGGUGGUGGUGUCACUGGCUGCCAGUGGAGGUGAAGGACUGACCAAAUGUGAGCUGAGACAGGAACUGAACGUGGGUCUGCCUGCAACCGUACUGGACCGCAUCAAAAACGAGAUGGCCAAGAUUGUGUGCAAUGUGGAGCUGAUUACUGCCUUCAAUACCAGUGCAGUCACCAACAUCACCAUUCAUGAGAAACAGCAUGGUUCCCGCCCUGCUAGAUCUGCACCAAGGAUGGGCAGUGAGGAAUCCAGUGAGGAGGUCCCCAGGAAGCCUAGACCUGGUUUUGGUUCUUCAACGAUCAGACCAACCACCUCCUCUCAGGGCAAUGCAUCUGCAACUGGACGUGCUCGCGUUGCGCGCCAUGCCACAUCUGCACGUGGCUCCAACAGUGAGGAAUCACAUGAAAACGAGCACAAUAAGCCUCAAUUAGGUUUUAAUACUAGUACCAGUACAGCCCACCCCCAAAGCACUGGAAGAGGUCAUGAUAGACGUCGAGUUAGGUCUCCACAUGGGUCAAGUGAGGAAUCCAAUGAGGAGUCCAGUCAGGAGUCCGUUCAGGAAUCCAGUCAGGAGUCCAGUGAGGAGUCCAGUGAAGAUGACAUCAUGCACUACUUUGCUCACAUCAUCCCACCAACUGGUUCCCAGAGUAGCGAUUCUCUCCCAAGAAGAGGUCAACGCCAUGCUAGGGCUGCACGCAGGUCAAACAGUGGGGAAUCAAAUGACCCCGAAGAGUGGACCCUCUACGGCCUGUUCCAGCUGCCAGGCCCAGUCGCCUGCAACUCGGGAUCUGGAUUCUCUCUCAACCUCUGCAACAUGACCUGCAACAGUCUGUUGGACAGUAACAUCACAAAUGACAUAUCCUGUCUGGGGACCAUCAUAAACAAGUUGUUGCCAGAGGGCAAAAAACCCACACAUGAUGAAAAAGCCGUCCUGAAACUUUUCGGUUUUGUCCACAAGGAGUGCAACACCGCGGUGAACUCCCAUUAUUUCUCCCACUGUUGAUUAUGUACCUGAUCCUGAAUGGAUCCUGUUCCAGGCCUGGACGUGCCCCAUAGUUUAUAGCUACUCUCAACUGAGACUACUGAAAUGAAGUGAAUGAUCAAAUUAAAAUAAAUGAAAUAGCAUUUAA
Molecule: messenger RNA, 1216 nt
Organism: Pygocentrus nattereri (red-bellied piranha)
Lineage: Eukaryota; Metazoa; Chordata; Actinopteri; Characiformes; Serrasalmidae
Exons: 5
Coding region: 52-1089 (345 amino acids)
Source: RefSeq, a predicted model, not a curated record